Nasonia vitripennis (jewel wasp) is the source of this 4642-nucleotide messenger RNA. RefSeq lists its product as uncharacterized. Lineage: Eukaryota; Metazoa; Arthropoda; Insecta; Hymenoptera; Pteromalidae. The transcript is spliced from 16 exons. The record is from RefSeq and is a predicted model, not a curated record. The coding region runs from base 283 to 3945 and encodes 1220 amino acids.
GUUGGUGCAGUAAUGCCGUGCUAAUCGACUAUACUGUAUUACAAUUAAUUAUAUUUUUUGUGGGAUUUCAUUCGAUGCGCACAGCGCGCAAGGAGAAGUUAAAUUCACCAGAAAACAAACUGUUUAUUUCCUGGGAAAUCCUACAUCAAAGAGCAUAAGAUCCAGUGAUUUUGGAAUAACAAGCAAAGAAACCGGAAUAUAUAAAAGUUAAAAUUGAUGUAGGAAGUAAGAUUUAGUGUCCUGACGCCCUCCGCGGUAUGUCAAAGUCCAUGAAUACCCAGCAUGGAUUCUCCAGGAAUUAAGUUUGCAGACCUCAAAAAAGAAGAGCGUUAUAAAAGGUUGGAGCGUAAUUUAAAACUUGCAUUUGUUAAACAAAUGGAGCGAAUGAAAAGCAGUGAUGAGAAAGGUUAUUAUUAUACAUCGCCUACCUGGCCAAGUUUAUCAAGUAUAAAUCCAGAUGGAAUGGACAUGAGUUGUGCAAAUGGUUCCCCAUCCUUGCAGGUCUCAAGGGUAGAAAGUGAAGUUUUAUCAUCCAGUAACAACUUGUGUAAGGUACUUACAAUGCACCCAAAUGGCCACGUAGAGCAGCGAUUACCAAUGGCCACAUCUAGUGUAAAAAAGUUUCCAAUUAAUGAUUCUGAAAGAGAUCGAGCUAUCAUGCCACCACCUCCUACAACAUUAUUCCACAACGUGAAAAAUACAUCCAGCAUUGAUUCCAAUCAGAUUGCCCAAAGUCGUCAAGGAAGUGAAACAAAGUUAGAAGGUCAAGUUCAUGACUUCUCUGUAAAACCAAUGGCAGGUGCUUCUGCUGAUCAAGAAAGUAAUAUAUCCCAAACUGAUUCUCAUAAUUCCAUAACACCUAGAGAGUUUUCUCGAUGGAGAGUGCUCUUGAAUGAUCAAGGUCAAUUGAUUAUUAAAGGAACUUUAGAAUGUGGAAAAAUAGCAAGAAGUAAGCCUGUUAUACAAAGAUUUACAAGUACUAAAGUGUUGUCCAUAUAUAAGCAUAUUUACGUACUUUGUGGUAAUAUAGUAGAUGAUAGAAAUGAAUUGCCUGAUUAUGUCAGGGGAAAAUUUCACAAUGGAUUUCCAGAUGAUUGGGAGAAUGUUUACCAAAUAUGGAGAAAUUAUACAGCUGGAGGCUGUCAAAUCACUUUCAGGUGGCCUACACCUAUCACUGAUAGUGAUGAUGACUUGCAGAGCCAAAUCACAGAUUUUUCUUAUAUAAAGAAUAAGCAGAUCAAAUUUAAAAAUAAAGAGCAACUUUCUAAACCAGUUUUGGAUAAUGGUUCAUCAUUGGGUUACCAUUCAAAGCUUCAAACGAGUGGUAACAAAAACUUAGAAAAAUCGAAUGAAAAAGAUGAAAUCAUCAAAGCAUUUAAAAAUCAAGUUAUGAACGAAAAGAUUGAUGACUCUGGACAUUCUUCUGAUGUUAAAGAUACUAGUCAGUGCAAUCAUGAACGUGCUGAGAAUCUCUCUGAAGAUGCGCAUAGUUCAGGAGCUAAUAGCUCAAAUUCAAAUCUGAAAAAUAUAAGUUUUUUGUAUGAAAUCAUUCGGGAAGAUAAAGUUCGCAUUAUUCUUUCAAAAUUAGGUGACAAAAAUUGUCCUGCGCAAUAUCUAGACAAAUUUAUUGAUUUGAUCGACUGUUUGAAGUAUCUUUUACCAUACAAGUUUAGUAUCAGUAAUAGCGAAAUAGAAAAGCGCGAGCAAAAUUUAUCGCCGGCUAAAAAUCAAAAUCUAGGAUGCUCGAGAUGCAGCAAUACUGCUUCAUUCUCAGAGAUGCAAGAAACAAUCCCAGAAAAUCAAUCUAACAAUCUUAAAGAUAAUCCUUACGCAACAUCUACAGAAAUAAAUAAGAAUUUACAGAAUCCUGAAUACUCAGAGAAUGCUUUGGUAAAGGAUAGCCAUGUACGUCAUCUUGUAGAAGCUAAUAGUGCAAAUGAAUCUUCUGAUAGUGAUGAUUAUAUGGGCUUUCCACAUGUAUCACUAAGUCACCUUAUCAAACCCAAACUACAAAAAUUUGAAAGGUAUAGAGAUAGAAAAAAUCGCAGCAAUGAAAGAAAAAAUUUCGAUAAAAACAUGCAAGUUAAAGAGCAAGUCGAAUCUAUUCCAAAUAAAAAAUCUGAACAGUAUUAUGACUCUAGUGUAAGCAUUUCAGAAGAUGAUUAUGAAAGACGAAUACAAGAACAAAAAAAAGCAUUUCCUCCUUCACCACAUAAGGAUCUAAAUAAAACUCCAGUUACUGGAAAUUUCAGGCACAGUAUGAAAAAAAGUACUUCAGGAAAUAAUAUUGAUAAUGAACGCGAUAAUGAUGGAUUUAAAGUGCCUUUAAUUAUUACUAGAAUAAAUCAAAAGCCUGCAGAGAAGCAGAAACCUAUUAUUAAAAGUUGUGAACCUACUAAUUUUGUUAUAAAGCAGAUAAUUAGACAUCCCCAAAAAGUUCAAGUAUCUGAAACUUCAGAUGUUAGUAUAAUUGAAGAUGAUGUGUCUUUAAAUAAUAAAAAAGUAAUACAUAAUACAACAACUGCGCCUGAGAAUCAUAAUCCUACCGAUAUUAGUCACAAAGAUAAUGUAGGAGAUUUGGGUAAAGAAUUAAUGCAACACCCAUUCUUGACCUACGAUUCAGAAGAUUUUUUGAAUGAAGAAGAAAUGAAUGUGCAAGAUCAGUUAUCAUCGAUUAAAUCUGAUAAAAACCGAGCAAAAAGCCCUCAAUUUGCAGAAAAAAGUAAAAUUAAUAAUACAAAAACUCCAGCAAAUAUAUCAGGAACAAAAGGAGAAACUGAAGAAAAGUCAUCUUCUGGAAAGAAAAAAACCCCUUUAAGCAUUAAAAGUACAAAAAACAAUUUAUUUGGAUCUAAAGAAAAUCCAAAGGUUUUAGCAUCUUGGAUACCUUGUGUUGUGUAUGAUGAUGAAUUUAAGAAGAAAUGUAGUUUAACAUUUGAGGGAAAAUUAUUAAAUGAAGCUGGACAUGUUCUGAAAAGAAAAUUUGUAACGAGUCCUGUGUGUCAAAGGCAUUCUUCUACUCUUGUAGAAACUGUACAUGGAGAAUAUUAUAAACUUUCUGGGGAACUUAAUGAUACUAAGCACGUUUUGCAUAAAGAAUUAUUGAAACAAUGUCGUACUGGUUGUCCUUCUAAAAUAAAAGAGUUUUGCGAGGAAUGGAAAAGACUAAGACCAGUUGCAGAAACAAAUGCUUCUGCAAAAUCGAGUAUACUCGAUGCCUCUAUCGAUACUUUUUCGAUGUCGACUAGUCUACGCGGACGUCGAAUUGUACCAACACUAGAGUGGUGGAAGGGAGAGAGAAUAGUAACGAAAGAUAAUGAUACUAUUUACACUCCAGGACGUGAGUGGGAUUCUUCAUCAUUAAACAACCUUAAAAAAUCUGAAACUUCUAAGAAACCUAUGUCACUAAGCGAGCAACGACCUCCCAAAAACAGUACUAAAAAGGAAGUUGCUAUUAAAACUACGAAAAGCUCAACAAAACCAAAGAAAACUAAAAAUACGUCUAGUCAAAAAUCAAAAGAAAAACCGGCGCCAAAACGCGUAGCGCAAACACUAGAAUUUUCAUCCAGUAGUGACUGUGAUCAACAAGAAUCGCCCAUCAAAAGAACUCUUAGAAGACCCAAACAGAAGGUAAAAAGCAAUCCACUACUAGUAUCUCAGCCAAAGUCCACAAGUCCUCAAUUCGAAGUAGAUAUUCUAACAGAAUCAGCUUACAACACGAAGCUGCGAAAAAGACAAAGGCUUGAAGCUAAUGGGAAUCAGCAACUGAAGAAGCCCACUAAGAAAUUUUUUUUAUUCAAAAGAUCGCAAGCUUCCACAAAAAAACCUGAUUCGGAAUUAGUAUGGACGUAUGAAAAAGAACAACGACAUCGUGACAUACUUUCGGAUGAUCAAACAAGUAUUCGAUAUUGUGAUGAAUUUCGAAAGACCAGUAACUUGCAUUAAAGAUGAAUUGUAUAUAUAUAUAUAUUAGUUUUUGUCAAUGAAUUUUUCCGUUUAAUGAAAUGUAAUAAUGUAUUAAACUAUUGUUUUUUUUUUUAUGAAAAGGAUUUAUUUCAAAAUAUACAUAUUUGUAAAUGUUUGAAAACUCUAUUUAUUGUCCUUGCGACAAUUAUGCGACUAUAACUUCUUUCGAUUUGUACCGUUUGUUUUGUAAAUAAAUGCCAUUAAUAAUCUGUUUACAAAAAUCAAUCUAUAAAUUGCGUUUUGAGUUAAUUGUACACCAUUUGUAAAAAUAUAAUCAUACAUAUAAAAGGUUCGCGUCUGCGUCAGACGUACAUAAUUGUAUAAUAUAUAUAUAUAUAUAUAUAUAUAUAUGUAUAUAUACAUAUAUUCGUAACUAAUAAAAAUCAUUUCUAUUAAGCAUGUCUUUCAUUCAAAUACAUUUACAAAACUAAUCAUUUUUUGAAUUGCUAAAACACUGAUUUUUAAGUCCUGAUUGCACGCAUACAUACAUUUGUUUUUGUUUCUAUGUACAUAAAUUUUACAUACACUUAAAGUUAAAGUCACUGCUGUAUUGAGUGGCGAUAUCAAUAACAAGACUUGUUGAGCAUUCAUAUCUUCUUAAAAAUCGCAUUAUGAGAAAAAGAAAAGCAAUAAUAAACUCAACUUCUUUUUCUCAUUAUGAGAAAAAGAAAAAAAA